AUGCCGAGCGCGGGGAGCGAGGCGACAGAAGCGCAGAGUGGCGCUUCCACCGAGAAUCUGAGCCACUUGCCAUGGCAACAGAUACCCAAAUUUGCCCCAGGCACAACCAAUGUCGAUGAGUACGUCUCUCGCAUGAAAUUCCUGAAGGAACUGUGGCCAGAAGAACAGCUCCAUCUCUUGGGGCCAAGGGCAGCUUUGCAGGUGGAAGGGUCUGCUUUUCAGAAGAUCAGCAGACUGUCUCCGGAGAAGCUCAGGCAGCCAGAUGGAGUGAAGAUUCUGGUGGAGACCUUAGGUGGAUCCUGGGGUCGAACAGCCAUGAAAGAGAAGUAUCACUACUUCGAGCAAGCAAUCUUUCAGGUGAUGCAGCGAAAUGAUGAGACCAACGACUCCUAUGUGUCCCGGCAUGACGCCCACUUUGAGGAACUGCUGGCCUGCGGAGUUACCAUCGAGCAGGGGGACCUUAAGUACAACGAGACGGUGAAGGCCAUCCGCCUCCUGGGCUCCAAGUUCUUCGGGGAGUUGCAGGCAAAGAACAGCACAAGUCAAGGACGCAUGGCCGAGAGAAACCGAGUGUACGACGUGAACUUCACGGAAGAAGACGGCCAGGACGAGACCUACUACAGCGCCACGCAGGACGAAGAGCCAGACGACGAGGACCUUCUCUGCUACUUCUUGGAGCAGAACGACGCAGAUGCCGUGUACCUCACUGAGUUUGAGGAUUCGAUUGUCGACGCGAUCCAAGAGUCAGACCUUGCACCGGUGUACAUUUCGUAUCAAGAAGCAAGACAAAAGUUGCGUGACAAAGCGAAGGCCAGGGGAUUUUGGGGUCCUUCCAAAGGCCGGGGCAAGAGCAAGCACUCUGGAAAGAAGGGCAAAGGCGGAUCCACCUCGGCGAGCUCAUCGUGGGGCAUGGGCCGCAACAG
Messenger RNA from Symbiodinium pilosum, 923 nucleotides. NCBI's taxonomy places the organism in Eukaryota, Dinophyceae, Suessiales, Symbiodiniaceae. The record is from the annotation of a GenBank genome assembly.